Messenger RNA from Closterium sp. NIES-67, 2237 nucleotides. The record is from the annotation of a GenBank genome assembly. NCBI's taxonomy places the organism in Eukaryota, Viridiplantae, Streptophyta, Zygnematophyceae, Desmidiales, Closteriaceae.
GGUCUAGAACCUACUUAUCUAAGAGCGCGAGAGCUGAAAGCAUUUGGAAUAGGAGGCAAUGCGACAUUCUGCUAUUCCGUAACUGGUCUUUCUAGCCAGUAACUGUUCAGUCGGUUCGAGCGCAGCCUGGUAGAAUGCGCCGCUGUGACUGAGUAGCCGGCAGCAGGGGCCCUUGUGUUUGCUCCAAUCCCGACUUCUGCGCGAUUGGUUGUGCUCCAAUCGCGUUGCGGGGCUCCAAUCCCGACAUCGGGCGCUGCAGGCCCUCUUAUCGCAUUGCGACGAGAGAAGAGGAGCACGCUUGCAUUGAGACGGGCAGUGCAACGGCAGUGCGACGAGUAGUGCGACGAGUAGUGCGACAACUUGUCUGACAAGCCUCGCGGACUAGCAUCCGCUCGCCCGCUUCCUCGCGGACAAGCCUCGCGGAAUAGCGCUUGUCCGCUUCGCGCGCGUCCGCAUUCCGACUGUCGCCAUGGGCGGUCCCCCAGCCCCGCCAGCCGCUUCCGCCGUUUCCGCCCCCGCGGACGGGCUUGGGCUCGGCGCGGAGAUCAACGGGGGCGCGGAGUCAGUCGCGGAUCUCCUCGCGCUUCCCCCCGACGCCCUUCCGCGGAGCGACCUUUUCUUCCGCCUCGCUCGCGCGCACUUCCGCGCAGCGGUCUCCGCGUCUGCGGGUUACCCCUUGAAUCCCGCGGACCCCGCAAGCUCCCCCGCGGGUGGCGCAAAUGACGCGGGGGGAGGCGGGGAUCUUAACGACAAUAGUAGCGACGAGGCGCUGGCUUUUGACGUCGUCCGGAACGCGAUUCAGCCGUCCGAGCGGCCCGACCACGUUCCGUCUCUUAUUCUCGCGUCCGUGAUUUGCGCCCGGCGUGACACGUGGAGCGAAGAGGGCGUCCGCUACGGCGAACGCGCGGUGGAGCUCGCUGCGAGCAGCGGCCCGCAGCGCGCUAAGGCGCUUCAUGCGCUGGGAGUUAAUCUCCUCCUACUAUCGCGCAACCAUUAUGUUUCCGCGGCUCGCCGGGAACUGACUCUUAAACGCGCCGUCGAGUCGCUAAGCCAGGCUUUAGAAGAAGAUGCCUCCUCAGCAGCCGUGAUGGUGGAUCUCGCGCUCGCAUUGGCCGAGCAGCGCCACGUCAGCGAGGCGCUCAAGGUCGCCAAGAGCGCGCUGAAAGCCGGCGGCGGGCAGUGGCUGCUGACGUGGCAGAUCCUGGCGCUGCUGCUGACGUGUCAGCAGCGGUUCAAGGACGCGGAAGAUAUGUGCCGCGUGGGGGAAGCCGCCAUCAAGAAAGCGGGGGGAGGAGCCGGGGGAGGGGGGCGGAUGGGGGGAGAGAGGGGAGGGCGCAAGGGCGGCGCUGCUGGGGUGGAUGGCAGUGGUGGUGUGACUGUAGGCGUUGGUGACGCUGUGGAGAGCUUGAAACAGGCCAUGGCUGCGGUACAGUCACGGCAGAAGCGAGGCGAAGUGGGCGGCUCGGUGACAGAAGCAGCCGUGUGGCAGUCUCUUGCCGAGGCGUAUCUGGUUGGUGGGCGGGCGGUAGAUGCCGACCUCUGUGUGGCAAAGUGUCAGACGCUGGAUCCAUAUGCUGCUGACACGUGGAUGGUGGCAGGCAUGCUAGACGGGGCUAAAGGCAGGCCCCAGGAGGCCCUGGCUUGCUACCGCAGCGCCCUGGCCAUCGACCAAUGGCACGCUGCCAGCAAGGCACGGCUGGGAGCGCUGCUGCUGCAGAUGGGGGGGGAGUGGCUGCAUAUGGCAGAGGUGCACCUGAGGGAGGUGGUAUCUGGGGAUGGGUUUGACGCGCGUGCCUGGCAUGUGCUGGGGCUGGUGGAGCGGGGAGUGGGGAUGUGGGUGCUGCUGCAGAGUGUUUCAGACGAGCUAUGGAGGCAGAGGAAACGGCCCCUGCGGUGCCGUUUAAUACACUCAGACCGAUUCUGCCGCAGCUGCUGCUGUGAUUUGGUACGAGCUGAGCUGACUUAAGCGUUUCUGAACACUACACUCGAGGAAGAUCGCAACGGGUACGCGAGUCAACGGAGGUUACACAAGGGGGUGGACAAAGAACGCGAAGGGACUUGAAGAGUCACAACUGGAGGUUGCGACUGACCGUUACAACAUCGCGGAUGGUAACCGAAGCGACAAUCGAGUCGCUGUGCGACUCGAUAACCGCUCCUGCAACUGUAUUCUACAACUGCUUUCUUAUUUUCUAUAUAUUGCUGUAUGUUUGUUUCUUUAAUCAAUCACUUGUUCUCAU